Dipodomys ordii (Ord's kangaroo rat) is the source of this 1674-nucleotide messenger RNA. It is a transcript of the gene Pgrmc2, whose product is annotated as progesterone receptor membrane component 2. Gene Ontology annotation, cellular component: membrane; endomembrane system. The record is from RefSeq and is a predicted model, not a curated record. The transcript has 3 exons. NCBI's taxonomy places the organism in Eukaryota, Metazoa, Chordata, Mammalia, Rodentia, Heteromyidae. Bases 1 to 420 code for a protein of 139 amino acids.
AUGGGACGCGCCAUCCACCUGCUGCGGCUCAGAAGCUUCUGGCGCCUGGCGGCAAAGGCAGUGGCCAUCACUGGCCACUCAGCAGCCCUGGGACUCCCUGCUAUGCCAAACAACAGAGGCCUGGACCAUCGGCCACUAACUCGAACUCCUCAGUCCCUGACUCCAUCCGGUCCAUAUGGGAUAUUUGCUGGUAGAGAUGCCUCCAGGGGCCUGGCCACAUUCUGCCUAGACAAGGAUGCUCUCAGAGAUGAGUAUGAUGACCUUUCCGACUUGAAUGCAGUUCAAAUGGAGAGUGUUCGAGAAUGGGAAAUGCAGUUUAAAGAAAAAUAUGAUUAUGUAGGCAGACUUCUCAAACCAGGAGAAGAGCCUUCAGAAUAUACAGAUGAAGAAGAUACCAAGGAUCACAAUAAACAGGAUUGAACUUUGCAAACCACCAAAGUCAGGGGCCUUCAGAACUGCAGUUCUUACUCCCUUUCACAGAAUGUCCAGUGUCUCUGGAUUUGAUUCACCUGCUGCGAAAAAACAUUCAACCAAUUGUGUACAAGAGAAGUGAGUCUUGCUGUGAAGAUUUGAAAACCGGAUGUUAUGAUGCUGCCAAACCCCUUUGUUGCAGUUGUUUGUAAUGUCUGGUGGGGCUUCAUCAUCCUGAGAGAAAGACAGGGAUUUCUUAAAUGGCAAGAAGGUCGUGAGGCCGGGGCAGCUCACUUCCUCCUCCUCUCCCCCUCUCCUUCUCCCUCUACCCUCUCUCCCUCUCUCAUCUGCCCCUCUCUCCCUCCAUUCUUGAAUUUGUCCUUUUUGUAAAAAAAAAAAAAAGUAUCAAAGACAGCCACAUACGUAUUUGCUACUCAACUGUACAAAUCUCAAACAAAAAACAGCAAGGGACUCUUCUUUAACUGAUGUUUUUAUCAUUGAGGGACAGGAAGACCUGGCCAGGGAGGUAGAAGUUGCAUAUCAGCUUGAGUGGUUCAGGCUACUGAAAUGUUACAAUGUGAAUUCCCAAGCUUCUCUUUGGGCUUUGUCAAGGAGGGAUAAAAAAUAAAAUGUAUUCCUAAGAAUCCAUUGGAAAUUAGAAUGGAUUUCAGGUGGAUUGAAAUCAAAGCAAUUCCCCAACAAGAUCAUUUGAGACUAGUUUUAUCCCUUCUGUUCUCUCCCCUAGGUCAAAUCAAUAUUAAUUGUGCCUUAUUUCACUUCCAUAAACUUGAAUUAUUUUUAGGGAAAGCCCCUACGUGAAUUCCGAAGUCACUACAAGCAGGUUGAGACUGAGGUUGGAAUGUUCUGUUGACUGCAAAACCUUGAUGUCAUUCUGUGUAUAUAGAAUGUAAAAGGAUUAUUCAGUGUUAACUGCCAUACGUUAAUAUACACAAAUUUAAUUAGCAUUGUAAUGGCCAAAUGCAUUCCCCUUUGUGCUUUUCUCUUUUCCAAAAAAUCAAAAACAGCAACAACAAAAAAACAAAAACACCCACAAACCAACAAUUCUUUUUCCCCCAACAGCUGCCUAAUUCUAGGAAUCUGACCCUCACAUCUCACUGGUGUUGGGUGUGUGGGGCUGAGGUUUGGAUGUCUGUUUGGGUGAGUCUGGAUGUGUGCGCGCCUUGGAAGGGACUCGCGAUAUUGUAAAUACAAGUACCAUUUUAAUAAAGCAUGGACAAUAAACCAAAAUAUGCAAAAUUGUAA